Messenger RNA from Nothoprocta perdicaria, 1262 nucleotides. It is a transcript of the gene CFAP263, whose product is annotated as coiled-coil domain containing 113. Gene Ontology annotation, cellular component: axoneme; ciliary basal body. The transcript has 9 exons. The coding region runs from base 1 to 1185 and encodes 394 amino acids. Gene Ontology annotation, biological process: cilium assembly. NCBI's taxonomy places the organism in Eukaryota, Metazoa, Chordata, Aves, Tinamiformes, Tinamidae. The record is from RefSeq and is a predicted model, not a curated record.
AUGGCGGCGGCGGCGGCAGACACAGCCCAGGCCCCGUCCCCAGGCCCGGCCCCGUCCUCGCCCCCAUCCCCGUCCCCGUCCCUAGCCCCAACCCUCUCCGAGGACUCAGCGCAGGACUCAGCUCCGGACCCGGCGACGCUGCCGCUGCCGCAGCUGCGGGCCCUGCUGCAGGAGCUCAGCCAUGCCACCGCCAUGCUCAAGGUCGAGAUGGAAACGCUGGAGAAAUGGUACUGCAGGCUGGAGCCGCAGAGCCAGUCGCUGCACCUGCUGGCGGACACGCGGGACUCCUCGCCCGAGGUGAUGCAGAUCCGUAGCAGGCACAAAUCCAAGUCACGUGGUCCAUCAGAGCGUUUUCUGGGCCUGACAGUGGAGCAGAAAUGUGAGCUGGUGGAGCGGGAGCUGGAGGAAACAAAGGAUGAGAUUCAGAAGAUAGAGGAGGACUCUGAGCAGACCCUUCAGGACCUUGAGGCAGCCAUGGAAGAAGCAGAUGUUUGGUGGGCUGAGGUUAAAAAAGCCAUCAGUGACUUUGACAAAGAAAUCAGCACCCUCUCCCAGAAGAAGGGUGGUACUGUGGCUUYUGAGAAGCUGCUGAGAUACCUGGAGGAGAGGAACCACCAGAGGGAUCUGCUGAAAGAAAAGUUACGCCUGAAAAAUGAUUCACUCAGGAGCUACAAGAAAAAGCUGCAGCAACAGCUCAGGCAGAAGGAGCACAUGGGAGAGACGUUCCGUGAAGUCCGUUUCGAGCAGCUGCAAAUUAGAAACAUGCAGUACCAGGAGAAGAUUGAGGAGAAGAAUGAAGAGCUGCUGCAGCUAAARCUGACCUCAGGAAAGACUGUCCAGGCUCUCAACCUCUACAAAAGGAGGCUGCAGGAUGCCAUGGAAACAUCAGUGUGCCUGACGAAAGACAUCUCCCAGAGGAAGGAGCUGCUGGAGAAGAUYGAAAGAGAAACYRUUGUGGUGGARGAGGAACGAGCCAAAGCUGAGAGCCUGAAUAAGCAGCUGCGAAGGCAGCUCUCAGAUUACCGAGUUCCCCCUGUUCUGAGGUACGUGCAGGAGAAGAUGGCCAUCAGUGACCUCCAAAACAGCCUCAAGGCUUGGGAGAGGAAGGUGUCGAUUGCUGAGAUGUCCUUGCAAAGCUACCGCAGAGCAUGGAACCGGGUCAAGAUGACCAGUAAGCAGCACUAGAUGGGUCCCAUGCUGUAGGACAGCUAGUGGAAGCUGCAGAAAGAGGCCAAAGAGGGUUUGCUGUCAAGUGGGUGGGU